Molecule: messenger RNA, 3537 nt
Organism: Schistosoma spindalis
Lineage: Eukaryota; Metazoa; Platyhelminthes; Trematoda; Strigeidida; Schistosomatidae
Source: the annotation of a GenBank genome assembly
AUGGAUUUUACAGACUCGGAAUUAUGCGGUUGUGAAAGCUCGAAUUUUAUACCGUCAUCUGAAUCUGAUCCCCCACCUCCUGUUUCUUAUCACGUAGCAGAAUGCAAACCUGGUGAUAUUCACACACAAGAGUGUGAUGUCAAUACUGAAAAUCAACCAGCCUUUGAUGUAUCUGGUACUAUGGUAUCUGCGGACUGCAGUUUUGAGUCUUCUAACCCCACACAAAACCAGCGAAAUCUUACACAGGCAGAUGACUUCCGAGAUUUAUCAAAGGAGAAUUCAGAUCCAUCCGAAUUCAAGAGAUUAGACUGCAGUCCAAUUUCCAACUCACUUACACCCUGCUCGAAACACACUCUAGGUGUUUUAAACAAUAAUCUCAAAUUAUCUGCCCCACACAACCGAAUAAGGAAAUCACUGGGCCAUACUGAUAAUCUAUUCAUCAAAGUCCCUAAUCAAGCAAUGCGCUUGUCAGAACCGUUGAGUGCUCAUAAAAUCACCGAUUCAUGUAACAGUCCUUUUUUGUCUGGAUUCGAGUCUCAUUCAACUUCACUAACGCGGUUGCCAAAUUCAGCUUCGAUUUUAAAUAGCAGCGACGGUGGUGGUGAUGAAGGUGAUUUGUCAGUUAUGCAUGAUCAUGAGAAUUCGUCUCCUACUGAAUCUGAUAGUUUAAUGAAAAAUAAAGAUGUACAACUAAUAACUAAGAAAACAUCCGAACUAGUGGAAAAUGAAGUUACCGAAUCUGUAGAAUCAAUUUUAGCUGUUAGUUUAUCUGCAGUAGUAUAUCGAAUGGACAAUACAAACGAAGUAGUUUUUGACAAUCGCUUUAACGUUAAAGUAAAUGAUGCCAAUCUCAAAGCUGCCUAUAAGUGGGUGCAAAUAAAUAGUGCGAAAUUAAUCGGUGAACUGAGCGUUUCAAUGAAACCAAGUAGUUGUAUUACUAAUCAGAUUCAGGCUAAAUUAACAAGUGAUUCAAUAUUAUCAACAUCACCCCCGACAACUGACUCAUCUAACGCAAAUGUUUUGAGCUCAAAAUCACUUUUCGGUUCAACUAGUAUAUCCGUAUCGAAUUCAUAUUCUAUUCAACGAAAAGUAGAUGACAAUCAUUGUAGUGGUAAUCAUGGAUUAUUUAAAUCACCAGGUUGUACGUCAUCUUCUGGUUCUGAACUUUUUAUACCUCGCCCAAAGAAUAAAUUAAGUGUCGAAGAAUUCAUUGGAGGUAAAUGCCCAGUUCGCGCAAGCACAACAUCAUCAUCAAGUUCUGACCUUUUUAUUCCUCGUUCAGCAAAUAAACGCAUUCGUGAACUAAACGAUAAACAAGGGUGUGAAUCAUCUACCACGUUAAACGCUGCACAAAAAUCAUCGGAGUCUAGCUUGCUCCGUUUAAGUUUACUUCCUUCGUCUUUAAGUUCGAACAACAAAUCGGCACAUGAUUUCACUCACUGUUCCUCUUUAACCCUGGUGAAUGAAACACCUUCUGAGGACACAAAUAACGAGUCACUCCAUUAUCCAAACACUGAAACAAAUCAAUUUGUCAAGCAGACCGAUACAGAGUUGAUAUCGGAUUCUCCUAGUGCCACAACAUCGACGACAAAAACUGCUAUCACAGAAACUGAAGAUGUUACUCUCACUUCAAGUAAAUUAAUUCCAGGCGAACAGUGGGUUUAUGGCAAAUGGAAAACGGAGAAGAAUUAUUAUGCCGGUAAAAUAUAUCCUAAUGAAUCUGGUUCCAGAUGUUUUGUUAUUUUCGAAGACGGAACGAGAGCACGAAUCAAACAGUCUGAUUUGGUUGCAGUAUAUCUACUACCUGUCGGAGCUGAGGUCAGUGCUGAAUUAAAAGAUGAUAAUGAAUACUGGGGUGAUUGUGUAAUCCAAGCUUAUUCAAGUGAUUCUGAACGACCUUAUAAAGUUCUUUGUCGUACCACAAACGAAGUUUAUUUUUUACGAAGAGGUCAAGUGUCAAUACAUGAAUCGGAAGUUGAUAAUUUGAAAAAGCGACAACUACUACCUUCUAAUUCUUGUGAAAUUCAAAUUUCAAUUGAGAAUGAAAACAAAAUUAAUAUGAAUAAUUCUAUAACGAAAAUAUGUGCAAGUCCAGAGGUUAGUCUAUCCAACUUAGUUUUUGAUAAGAGAAAAUCGAGACCAAAAGUUUAUCGAUCCAGCUGGAUUACACCAAUGAAACAAUUAACAACGGUUAAAAACGAUACUGAUAAUCAACACUGUAUAACAUUGCCAAGUAAACUUACAUUGUCUUCACAUUUACGCAAACGAUAUAGAAAUCAGUUUAAACGAAAAUUACAAACAACUUCUGUUCGAAUCAAUCGUUCACGAAAUAGAUCUGGUAGCUCAACUGAACGUUCAAGUUUAGCCAAAAAGCAACAUCUUUCUGAUUUGUUUUCAGAUGACGAAAACUUACUAACACAACCUAUGUCUUUGCAAACACCUGUUUCGAAAACUGAAAAUUCUUAUAAAAAAAACAAUUCAAAUCAAUUAGUUUCUAAAAGGAUACAAUCUUCUGCUUCGCCAAAGUCUAGAGCAUCAUUUGGUUUACUUAGGUCAUUAAGUCAUAAUUUAAAUAUACCAAUUCCAAGUCCAACUGUAUUCCAUGGAUGGACUAUCAUUCUUACAGGUGGAGCUAAAAACUACAAUUCAAAUGAAUCCAUAGAUCGUAAUCUUUUAGAACAAUUGAUUAUUGCAUGUGGUGGAGAAAUUGCUUUAGAAAUCAAUCCAUCUUUACUGAAUAGAAGAUAUGGUUGGGAAAGUCCUGAACUAGAUGAUAGUUUCCAUCAAAAGAAAAGUCAAUGUGCACAUUUUGUAGCUUUAGUUUCAACAGAUUGUUGUCGCACAUUAAAAUAUUUUCAAGCACUUGCUACGUUAGGCAGUGUUCCAUUACUACGUAUUGACUGGUUGUUGGAUUCAUGUCGUGAAGAUGCUAAAACAUACAACAAUGAAUCGUCGUUUGAAGAAACUCGUAAUUGGCCUUUAUAUUUGCUGCGUGCAUAUCCUGGUCGUUAUGAAUUACCUCGGGGAUUUAUAUCAGGAUCUUCUGAACCAGUUAGUUGGUGGUCUGUGCCUGUACGAUAUCGUUCACCAUCUUAUCAAACAAUUCCUUCGCCAUCAUUGUUUGACCAUCUUGGAGAUUGGGCGGAUAGUGGAACUAAUUAUCGUUUAGUAGCUAUAGUAACUAAUGAUCUUAAGGUGUUUGGACCUGGUUGGUUGAAUAUAUUAUCUCUAGCUUGUGGGUCCAGUAAUGAAUUUGAUGAGUUGGGUAAUUCAUCUAAUCGAAUUCCUUUAAUACAUUUAUCUGAAAUAUCUCAAAAGCUAUCUGAUAUAUUUCCAUCUGUAAGAUGUAGAUCUAAAGCAAGUGAGAAAAAAGUGAAUUUUGUCCUAGUAGACAAGAACCAUAUCAAUCAAUCUGCGUUUGCGUUUAUGAAAACAUUACCUAUUGAAAUGGUUACUUGUGACUACUUUAUUCAUUCCCUUAUCUGUGGACAUUUAGUUAACCCAAAAUCUUCUCCACAUUUUUCACCGAUAGUAUGA